Molecule: messenger RNA, 2035 nt
Organism: Megalopta genalis
Lineage: Eukaryota; Metazoa; Arthropoda; Insecta; Hymenoptera; Halictidae
Source: RefSeq, a predicted model, not a curated record
ACGAUUGCGAGAAGUGAGAUGAGGAAUGUGCUGCUAACUUGCAUCUUGUGUCGGACGGCGUGAUUGCAACUGUACCGUGUUUAUAGUAGUUCUUUGCUGUGUUACCUAAACUUUAGCCGUGAGCGGUAAAGAAUUGCAUAGCGAAAAGAGUUGCAGAUUGCGGAUUCAAAAACUUUAUUUGAGGUUAUGGUUCAUCUGCAGCCCGUUUUGAUUUUCGAAGAUCUUUGUUGAAUUUUAUGAGAGGACGAGUUCGUUUGAAUAGAAAUUAAGGCCGAUAUAAUGUUGACUUGUGUGGCUCAUGGUUGUCUUACGAAUCAGAACACAAGAAUCGAUGGAAAUGAUGUUUCGUUGUUCCCUUUCCCUAAUGAUGUUGCUCAAAGAAGUUCAUGGUUAAAAAUCUGUAAAUUAGACGACACUGUGGAAAGAGAGAAGCCACUCUACAUUUGCAAAUUGCAUUUUGAAAACGCGAGUUUUACAGAUUCUAUGCAACUGAAAACCAAUGCUGUUCCAACUAUUUUUGAGAAAGUAGAAGAAGGACAAAGGAAGCGUAAGUUGGAUGAUACGCUUGAGAAAGAGAUACCAAAAACUCCACCACUAAAACAGAAAAAACUGGAUGAUAAUUCUCAUGGUUUAGUAGUAACAUCGCCGCAAAGUCCUUGCACUCAACUAAUAAAAAAUGUGAAGAAGAUAAAUAGGGAAGACAAUAUGGAUACACCCACUGAGAAUGAAGUUUCAAUGAAUGGUUCUGCUAGCUCAUGUCAAACUGUAAAAAUAGGAAAGAAGCAGUACCGAUUAAAUAUACAGAUAGAUAAAAUACAUGGUAAACCAUGUCCUAGAUCUAGAAAGCUUAUGGCAUUAGCAGAAAUGAAGAAGGAGAAACAAGAGCUUUCUAAUACUACGAACAAUACAGACCAAAAGGAUCAGAACUUACAGAGAAAUACUAGAAAAGCAGUCUGUGCAAAGGGUGGUUGUAAAUUAAAGAAAUCUGUUUAUGAUUUUAAGCCAGCUUUUCAGUGCGAACACUGUGAUAAAUAUUAUGUCAUGAAGAAAUCUGAGAAUCUGGAGGAGAAGAAUACCUGUACCAUAUGUAAAAAAGACUUCCCAUCUUUACAGUCUCUGAACAAUCAUACUAAGACCCAUUUUGUGUGUGAUAUGUGUCAAACAGAAAAUAGUUCUCAAAUAGCUCAUGACAAACAUAUGAUACUACAUGUUAGUUCGGAUCCAGUUAAACCUUACAAAUGUCACCAGUGUACAGAAAUCUUUGCAUUAAAGCAGGACGUGAGGCAACACUAUUUAAUCGUUCACCCAACGAUUAAACUUCAAAACACGAUUUUACAAGUUACCGCAUCGCCCUUAACGCAACAAGUAUCUAAACAACAAGACUACCGCUGCGUCAGCUGCAAUAUGACGUUUAGAAAUGAACAUGCAUAUAGGAACCACAUAAAUUCUCACAAGAAGAAAGAGGGUCUAAGGUGCAGCAUUACCGACACCAACAACAUAUUCCCAGUACCCAAUCCCUUAACUGGUAGUCAAAUAGGCAUCCUUCGGGCCGUGAAGUUCAGUUGUAGAGUCUGUUCUAUGCAAUUCGAUAAUGUAGCGGAGGUCGACAGGCACACGAGAACGCAUCUAGAGAAAGACAACGAAGAGGAGAAGAAGUGCAAUACGUGCCAGAAGCAAUUCAAAACGAAUGCACAACUCAGCGAACACUUAAAGACUCACGAGCCGCGCACGCACCCCUGUCCCGUAUGCUCAAAAACUUUCAUUAACCGGACCACAUUGAAGAUACAUUUAAAGAGUCACGGUGAAACGUAGAUUUUGAUAGUUGACGAAUUUAAAUACUACAUGAAUCUCUGGUUUGAGAUCGAAUACUUGGUUGUUUACACAUUUUUAUUUAUCUCUGCGUGCCACAGGUGCACCAGCAGCAACUUUGAAUAAUCCGUACACCGUCUGUUACUUGUGAAAGGAGCUCUUUUAUAAAGUGAAAGAAGCUUAUGUACAUUUCUGGAAUAUGAUUAAAUUCAUGUGUAAUAAGCUA